AUCGUUGCCGUGUUUAUCGCUCCUAAGGGUUCCAAAAAAAUCUGAUAGAAGACCAGCCUUAUAGUGCAUAAUCACUGCCUCUGCAGAUUGGCCACUGUUUGAUGUUUGGUAGGGAGAGUGUGUGGCAACGCCAGCGGCUGCCGGAGAGAGAGUGUGUGAGGGAGAGAGAGAGAGAGAGAGAGAUAGAGAGAGAGAGAGAGAGAGAGGGGAGGGGGAACUCUAUCAGAGUCGCUGUACAUACAGCCUGGCCGCUGCUGCAGUUCAUGCCUGAGACCGGAGAAGCCGGCGGAGACGGAGGCUGAGCGAGCGGGAGUUGGGGAGGAAUUAAAGUGAAAAUGGAGAAUUACAGGCGCCUUUCGCCGUUGCACGGGGAGAAUUAACGAAAGUAAACCAACGACCUCCGACGAACCGGGAUUUGUUUUUUCAUCUUUUUUUGUAGCCGAAGAGAAAAGCGCAGCGAUGAAUUGAAGAGGAACUAGCUAGCUACGCUCUGCGCUUUUCACAGCUGCCGUUUUUAACUACCAAGUAUCUGAUGCUGGCUAGCCGCUGCUAGCUAGCUACCUGUGAAAAUUGUUCUGAAUCACCUUUCAACAUUUCCUUCUGCUUGACCUGCUGACAAAAGAUGAUUGAAGAAGGAGGGAAGAGAGGAAAGACGAUGGCGGAGAAGAGGCAGCUGUUUAUGGAGAUGAGGGCUCAGAAUUUUGACGUCAUCCGACUGUCGACAUAUCGGACCGCCUGCAAGCUGAGAUUUGUACAGAAAAGAUGUAACCUUCACCUGGUGGACGUGUGGAACAUGAUCGAGGCGUUCAGGGACAACGGCCUGAACACCCUGGAGCACAACACAGAGAUCAACGUGUCCCGCCUGGAGACCAUCAUCUCCUCCAUCUACUACCAGCUGAACAAGCGGCUGCCCACCACCCACCAGAUCGGCGUGGACCUGUCCAUCAGCCUCCUGCUCAACUUCAUGGUGGCCGCCUACGACAGCGAAGGGCAUGGCAAGCUCACCGUCUUCUCCGUUAAAGCCAUGCUGGCGACCAUGUGCGGUGGAAAGAUCGUGGACAAACUGAGGUACGUUUUCUCGCAGAUCUCGGACUCCAACGGGAUGAUGACCUUCUCCAAGUUCGACCAGUUCCUUCGGGAGGUGCUGAAGCUCCCCACGGCCGUGUUCGAGGGCCCCUCGUUUGGGUACACAGAGCACUCCUUACGCACCUGCUUCCCCCAACAGAAGAAGGUCACGCUGAACAUGUUUUUGGACGCGCUCAUGGCCGACCCCCCCCCACAGUGCCUCGUCUGGCUCCCCCUCAUGCACCGCCUCGCCAACGUGGAAAACGUCUUCCAUCCUGUGGAGUGUUCUUUCUGUCGGAACGAGAGCAUGAUGGGAUUCCGUUACCGUUGCCAACAGUGCCAUAACUACCAGCUCUGCCAGGACUGCUUCUGGCGGGGCCACGCCAGCGGUCCCCAUAGCAACCAGCACCAGAUGAAGGAGCACUCUUCCUGGAAAUCCCCGGCCAAGAAGCUGAGCCACGCCAUCAGCAAGUCGCUGGGCUGCGUCCCCAGCCGGGAGCCCCCCCACCCCGUGUUUCCCGAGCAGCCCGAGAGGCCGCUGGACCUGGCGCACAUCGUUCCUCCACGGCCCAUAGCCAAUAACAUGAACGACACCAUGGUGAUGUCAUCAGGAGCUCCCACCCCAACCAAAAGCCGGUCGCCACGGGGACUGUCCGGCGGUCGCCGGGCGACGGAGGAGCACGCCCUGAUCGCGGCGUACGUGGCUCGCCUGCAGGCCGGGACACGCGCUCUGGACAGCCCGAGCCGAUUGGACGAGGAGCAUCGACUCAUCGCGCGCUACGCUGCUCGCCUGGCGGCCGAGGCCAGCAACACCGCGCAACGCCCCCCGACGGAUCUGGGCUUCAACUUCGACGCCAACAAGCAGCAGAGACAGCUCAUUGCCGAGCUGGAGAACAAAAAUAGAGAGAUCCUGCAGGAGAUCCAGCGGCUGCGUUUGGAGCACGAGCAGGCCUCUCAGCCGACCCCAGAGAAGGCGCAGCAGAACCCCACUCUGCUCGCUGAGCUCCGGCUGCUCAGGCAGAGGAAGGACGAGCUGGAGCAGCGCAUGUCCGCUCUGCAGGAGAGCAGGAGGGAGCUGAUGGUGCAGCUGGAGGGACUCAUGAAACUGCUCAAGGAUGAAGAGCAGAAGCAGGCCGCGCAGGCUGCCAGCCCCCCCCACUCCUCGCCCAGUCACGGCGCCAGCCGGCCCAUGCCCAUGCCCGUGCGCUCCACCUCUGCCGGCUCCACCCCUACCCACGUGCCCCAGGACUCGCUCGCCGGGGUGGGCGGGGACGUGCAGGAAGCCUUCGCUCAGGGUGCGAGGAGAAAUCUCCGCAACGACCUCUUAGUGGCAGCUGACUCCAUCACCAACACCAUGUCGUCCCUGGUGAAGGAGCUGCACUCCGUAGAUAACGGAGGUGAGGAAGAGGAGGAGAACAUGCAGAGCGGGAAGGAUCGGGGUUAAGCAGCGUGGUGCUGAAAUUAAACAUUCUAAGCACAGUGACUGUACAGAAGCAAGCGAUCACUCUGCAAACAGCGCCCCCCACCUCUCCCCCCCCCCCCACAUCCCUCACCAUGACAACAGGCAAAAAUCGUCCAAUCACAGAGGAGCACCCAUGAGUUCUGGGGGGACCCCGUGCAAGGAACCUCCGUCUCCCAGCACGCCCUCGUUCUCCCACACACAGCUGGGAUGGACAGACUACUCUCUCUCUGUCUAGCUCACUCUUCUCUUUCUGUCUCUCUCUCCCUCGCUCUCUCUCUCACUCUGUCUCUCUCGGCCUAGCUCACGCCUCUCUUUCUCUCUGUCUCUCUCUCUGAAUAGCUCACUCUUCUCUCUCUCUGUCUGUCUGUCUGGCUGUCUCUCUCUCUCUCUCUCUCCUGCCAGUGAGACUUUAUUAAUAGUGCAUGCUGUAGUUUUAACCCAGGGUUCUGCCCUGCCUGAGCACUUCUUCACACAGUCAGUGUACCUGUUUUUUUUAUUUUUUUUUUAUUAUUAAUGUUUUUUUUUUGUUUGUUGUUUUUUGAAAUAACGUCUUACUAAGCUCUCGGUCUGUGUGUGUGCGCGAAAUCUCCACGGCGACGGAACUGCUUCCCGCGCUUAGUCUCCCGUGUCCCGUUCAAUCCCAGCAUCCUCCUCUUUCCCCUUUUUCCGACGGGAGAAAGGCCGGAGCGCGUGUCCGCUGUACAUACGGUCGACUGACGAGCCCCGCCCCACACGCGAUGACAUCACCGCCGCCCCGUGCUGCCGUUUCCCGUUUGCAACUUAUUUGUACUGUUCAGAAGUGAUGAGCUUUUGCAUGAACCCGCAGUCCGGUCUGGGCGUCGUUACUACGCCCUCUUUGCUUCGACCUUUGACCCCCCACACCCCGCCUCCCCCCCCCCCCCUUGGCUGCUUUGAGUGUCUCUGUUAUUACCCAUAAUCCACCUCACCUGUGGGUUUGGCUGCUCUGCUGCAGAGGGAGCUUCUCCACGUCGUCUUCUCUUCUCUUCUUUUCGUUUUUGUUUUUGUUUCAUUCGUUCGUUUGUUCGAGAGGACAAGCUCAGUUCCCUUCGGGGGUUCUCGCCACUGCUUUAUGAACGGCGUGUUUUUGGCUUUGACCGGCACGGUACGCUCUACCCCCAGAGCGUUCACCAAACAAACAGACCGUCCUGGGGAACGGUGCCAGACGAGUUUUCCACAAUCUCUCUCGUCCCCUCUGCUCCACGUGAAUCUCUGGCAUCAACGUCGAAGGAUUGUAACUGAAAGGAAUGUUUUAAACUGCAGUGAUUAUCAGUGAUGAUCAUUCAUGUGAUUUGAUCUAGAUUUCCCUUAGACUGCCCACUUACGUCUGCGAACACAAGGACUCCUUUACAGUGGUCGAACCACUUUUCCAGCCAUUAGGUCCAGUCCUGUUAUCACAAAAAAAAAAAACACCUCGCGAAUGAAUUUUCCGUUGGCCAAGUGAAAGCCAAAGCAGAGGUGCAAACAGCGCGUCUGAGUCUGUUUUGCAGCUGAACUCUGGUUGGAGAGCUAGCAUUAGCAUUGGAAGGUGAACUCUGUUUGGAGAGCUAGCAUUAGCAUUUGCAGGUGAACUCUGUUUGGAGCGUUAGCAUUAGCAAUAGCAUUGGCAGGUGAACUCUGGUUGGAGCGUUAGCAAUAGCAUGUGAGCUCUGGUUGGAGUGUUAGCAUUGGCAGCUGAAUUCUGGUUGGACCGUUAGCAUUAGCAUUUGCUGAUGAACUCUGGUUGGACCGUUAGCAUUAGCAUUAGCAGGUGAACUCUGGUUGGAGCGUUAGCAAUAGCAUGUGAGCUCUGGUUGGAGUGUUAGCAUUGGCAGCUGAAUUCUGGUUGGACCGUUAGCAUUAGCAUUUGCUGAUGAACUCUGGUUGGACCGUUAGCAUUAGCAUUUGCAGGUGAACCAGGUGUGAAAACAGCCAGCGCAGCUAAUCGAUGUUGCUCAGUUCACACUGUACGCUAGGUUAGCUCUAACCUGGACAUAGGAAGAACCAAAAAGCUGGCUAUCCGUCGGGGACGGUGGGGGGUGUAUUUCGCUGAAAAAUAAUAACCGUUCUCAUUUUUUGUUCCAUUUUGUUUGUUGAUUUUCAUUUUGGUUUUACGUCGCUUCUCGUCUUUCGAGAUUGGGCCGUGUUUUACACGGAUUUAAAAAGGCAUUUUUGGAAGACCCAAAGAUAAUCUGAAGUACGUCCACUGAAGAGACCU
Molecule: messenger RNA, 4742 nt
Organism: Anguilla anguilla (European eel)
Lineage: Eukaryota; Metazoa; Chordata; Actinopteri; Anguilliformes; Anguillidae
Gene: dtnbb
Product: dystrobrevin, beta b
Exons: 22
Coding region: 623-2509 (628 amino acids)
Biological process (GO): synaptic signaling
Cellular component (GO): synapse; plasma membrane
Molecular function (GO): zinc ion binding
Source: RefSeq, a predicted model, not a curated record